CAGGUACUUGUACUUGGUCUCGGCCCUCCUUUCCCAUAUCUAUUGCAAUUGGUCUGCUUUGUUGUAGUAUGUAUUUUUUGAUAUUGAUUGCAUUCGCAUUACUUCCGACGGCAUUCACUGCAUCCAUUGUCUCUCGAUCACAAUCAUAUCCCCUCACUUCUAGGUCAUUGGGACCCACCACUAAUCUGACUAUCACCAAUAAAGUUAUUGCACCAGAUGGAUUUUCACGUUCGACAACACUUGCUGGAGGAACAUUUCCUGGUCCUCUGAUCCGAGCCAACAAGGGAGACCACUUCGCUAUAAAUGUAGUGAACAAGCUGGACGACGACUCUAUGCUCAAAAGCACCAGCGUUCAUUGGCAUGGGCUGUUCCAGAAUGAAACUAACAAUGCAGAUGGUGUUUCAUUCGUCACACAGUGCCCCAUUGCACAAAACGGCUCAUUUCUUCACUCCUUUGACGUUCCGAAUCAGGCUGGCACAUACUGGUACCACAGCCAUUAUUCCACGCAGCAAUGUGAUGGCCUCCGCGGCCCUUUAGUCAUCUACGAUCCUAAUGACCCCCUGUCUUAUUUGUAUGAUAUUGAUGACGAGAACACAGUUAUCACUAUUGCCGACUGGUACCAUAUCGUGGCCCCAGUUUUACGUCACAUCAUUGGCGUCAACGCAAAUUCAACGUUAAUUAAUGGGCUUGGUAGAUAUACUAGUGGACCUAAAUCUGAACUUGCCGUUGUCAAUGUCGAGUAUGGAAAGAGAUACAGGCUGCGACUCGUUGGGAUGUCCUGCAACCCCUCAUUCACUUUUUCUAUCGACGGACACAACCUCACUGUCAUCGAAGCAGAUGGUAUUCUUACUGAGCCACUCUUGGUCGACUCGCUCCAGAUUUUUGCUGGACAACGGUAUUCUGUCGUGCUCGCAGCUGAUAAGCCAGUGGACAACUACUGGCUACGCGCGCUUCCCAGUACCGUCAACUCUACAUUUAUCGGUGGCCUCAACUCCGCCAUCCUGCGAUACAAAGGUGCACCAGCUGCAGAUCCGACUACGAACCACACGAAUAGCACCAUGCCGAUGCUCGAGGUGAACCUCCAUCCCCUCAUUAAUCCCGGCGCACCGGGGGUUCCUGAGUAUGGCAGGGCAGACAUCAACCUGAAGUUGGUGGCCAACAACACUGGUGGAGUGUUCUCUAUCAACGGCGUUGUCUACAAGCCUCCCACGGUGCCUGUGCUUCUGCAAAUCCUUAGUGGUGCGCAAGACGCCACUGAUUUGAUGCCUAGCGGAGACGUUAUCGUGCUGGAGGCUAAUAAGGUCGUGGAGCUGACCAUGGUUACUGGCGGCUUCGGCGCACCCCACCCGAUCCACUUGCACGGUCAUGCCUUUGAUGUAGUACAAUCCGGCGGCAGCAGUGCCUUCAACUAUCUAAAUCCUGUGCGCAGGGAUGUUGUCUCCAGCGGUGGUGAAGAUCAACAAAUGAUCAUACGGUGGGUCACAGACAAUUCCGGACCCUGGUUUUUGCACUGUCAUAUUGAUUGGCACCUCGAUGCUGGCUUUGCUAUUGUGAUGGCUGAGAGUCCUUCUGAAACUCGGAAGCACCUGAAGGGAUUGCCGACGGCCUGGGACAACCUUUGCCCCAUAUACAAUUCACUGACACCGUCACAAUUGGGGGCAGUCAACUCGUAUGAAGAAGCGGCUAAUAUAACGUCUCUGCUUCUUCCCAAUUGAAAAAGUAAUUUACCAGCAUGGGUGUGUCACAUAUUGCCGCUAGUACAGUCACUACAUUUUUAUAUAGCACGAGAGUUUACGAUUUACAUGAGGAAAUCAUAUGGCCAUACUCAAGAGAUUUCGCCUCGUUUGGACAAACAACCUGCCUCCGCCAGUGGCUAAGUAUCCAUCUGACCACCAUCUCUGCACCACUCUUCAUAAUGCAAAGUGUUACUUUAAGAUGCCGCCCGCCGCUGAAGGAUAAAGAAAUCAAAAGGCUCUGUACAUUAUGGUGGACUCAAAGAGCUCUUCCGGGUAUCUUGCAGGAUUGAUUCCUCAUGCACGUACCAAACUCAUCAGUCGCGUGGUGUAUCGAUCGAAGGUCUAGUAAUCGACGUACUUCAGCUUCCUGCCAAUUA
Molecule: messenger RNA, 2113 nt
Organism: Suillus paluster
Lineage: Eukaryota; Fungi; Basidiomycota; Agaricomycetes; Boletales; Suillaceae
Product: laccase
Exons: 12
Coding region: 69-1715 (548 amino acids)
Molecular function (GO): oxidoreductase activity; copper ion binding
Source: RefSeq, a predicted model, not a curated record